Messenger RNA from Medicago truncatula (barrel medic), 1076 nucleotides. RefSeq lists its product as uncharacterized. The transcript has 3 exons. Bases 335 to 859 code for a protein of 174 amino acids. NCBI's taxonomy places the organism in Eukaryota, Viridiplantae, Streptophyta, Magnoliopsida, Fabales, Fabaceae. The record is from RefSeq and is a predicted model, not a curated record.
AAUUUGGGGUAUGACAAUAAUAAUAAUAAUCAUUUUCCUAAUAAAAAUAAAAAAUGUACGCUACAAAAAAAAUUCAUCUCACUACCAAAAAAUCCAAAACCUAAUGAACGUUCCCUUUCUCCUUCUCAACCAUCGUCGUUCCCGCUUCGUCAUCACCGUUCCACUUUGUCAGCGUUGUCUCUAUUCUCAAUCUUCGUCGUUCUCACUCUUUCCGUCGCCGCCGUUUAAAACUGAAAAUGGUGAAUCACGAAGUAAUGAUUCUUGGUUCAAGUUCAAUGACGAAAUUGAGGGCUUGUGAAGGUAGACAAAUGAUGAUGAGUUGGACAAAGAAGACAUGGAUGAAGAAGAUGAUGAUUAUAUUGCAAGUGAAGAGGAAGACGGCGAUGAUAGUUACUUUGAUGAUAGUGGAGUGGAUGAGUGUGUUGAUUUGAGUGUUAUUUUUUCACCUAAAACAUUUUGCUUGGUUACUAAUAAUGUAGAUGCCAAAUCAUUGGAUACUCCUACAACUGCAGCUGAUUUUCAAGAUGAGCACUAUGAAGAUUCCGAUGAUUUACAUACUCAACCAGAGAGUGAAGAUGAAGAGCUUGGUAAAAACUAUCCAAUUUUUAAGAUGGGUGAUGGGAAUGCCCGUGUUAAGCUUGAAAAGGGUUUGAAGUUCAACAAUAAAAAGCAAGCAAAGGAUGCAAUUGAAGAGUAUGCAUUGGAGACUAGGAAAAAUCUGCGCCUCAAGAAAAAUGAAAAAGAAUACUUGGUUGUAAAGUGUAUGCCUGAUUGCCCUUUUCAUUUGAGGAUGAGUAAGAGGAGUGCAAAUGAUUUUUGGCAGGUUGUAAGCUUCAAUGAUGAUCAUACGUGCCGUUAGACACCUAGAAAUAGAAACAGACAAGCCAAGCCAAAUUUGCUUGCUAAAUUUUUUUUGAGUACACUCCGACAUUCUCCUGAAAUGAAAGUGAAAGCGUUGAAGAGGUUGGCUGCUGAGCAAUGGAGUGUGAAGUUGUCACAUGAUCAAGUAUAUAGAGCCAAGUUAAGGGCACUAGAAAUCAUUCAAGGAGCCGGUCGUGACCAAUUCUUAUAUCUAA